GAAAAUAUAGCACAGUAUACACAGUUCUGCAACUUGAUUAUUUUUUGUUAAUAAUUGAAUUUGGCGAUCUUAUUUGUCAACACGUGAAGAAUUUCCCCUUUUACUUUUUUUAUAGCUUUAUGGUAUUCUACUAUGUGGAUGGAUUUAACUGGUCCCCUAUUUAUUGACACUUGAGUAAUUUCACCUUUUUCUGUUAAAAUAGUGCUGCAAUGCAUAAUCUUCUUCUCUAUGAUUUCUAGGCAUGAUGAUGUAUCUGUAGGAUAAAUAAUCAGAAGUAGGAUUGUAACAUGGAUAGAUAUUUUACCUCCACGGGAUUUAUAAGGAAGUGUUGUUGAUCUUCAUUAUACAUUUGGGAAAAUUUGGAGAAGUGUCACUUCCACAUCACUGAGAAUCAGACUUCUCAGUUCCCCACCUCAAACCUAGAGAAACCAGCCACUCCUAGUUCACAGUCAGGGAGGGCGGUUCAUAUUGUAGGUGGAGACUUGAGAUGAGCAGAACUACUGUAUCACUAAAGGAAUAAUAGACUUGGCUCAGGUUUUGAGCAAAAGACAGCCCAGCUGUACUUCCCUCUCCAGAAACUGAUGAGGCAGCCUAUAGACUGAAGGAGAGACGGUGGAGGACUGUGGAAAUGGGAGGAUAAAGGGCAUGAGGGAAGGGGUGUGUUGUCCUUAUUCACACCUGUAGCAGCAGAGCCUGAUGCACUGAGAGAUUCAGACAUAUCUGUUACAUCUUGCCAUUGGGUGGUUUCACUGCUCCUCUUCUUCCCUGCAAAGUUCCCUUCCCAUGACAGUUUUCAGCUGGGCUAUCUUAAAACUGAACUGAUAGGAAGGAAAUUAGGUCUAAUGUGGAAGAAACCACAUAAAAAUGUAGGUAUUUUUGGGGGUGGGGAGUGGUAUUCAAUCUUUUCUCUUCUCCCCAUCUCCUCCCAUGGGGUGUAUUGGAGAUCAACUUCCUCCACCCCUUCAAGGUUUAACAUUCCCACUCUGCCCUCCUCCUGUUCCCGACCCCCUUCCGCCCCCUCCUACCCCUGCCAAUGGAGAUCUUCGUGGAUGAUGAGACAAAGCUGAGGCUGCAUGGGUUGCAGCAGUGCUACAUGAAACUGAAGGAUCAGGAGAAGAACCGGAAGCUCUUUGACCUUCUGGAUGUCCUUGAGUUCAAUGAGUCACACCCACCCUCACAGACAAACACACACACAGAACCGAGUGGUGAUCUGGUGAAGUCUGUGCAGCGUUGCAUUGUCCUCACCCAGUGCCUGGUGGAGCAGAACUUCCCAGCCAUUGCCAUCCACCGAGGGAUGCUCCAGGAGGAGAGGCUUUCUCGGUAUCAACAGUUUAAAUAUUUUCAACGACGAAUUCUUGUGCCUACCAACCUAUUCAGCCGAGGCAAGGACAUGGAGCAGGUGAACAUUGCCUUUAACUGUGACAUGCCUGAGGAUUCUGACACCCACCUGCAUCAGUUGAACGGACGCCGUAAAGGACUUACCCACCCAUUCUGGAAUGUGACAGCUGUCUCUCUUCAGGAGAUGACACCGGGGUAGGAGCAAAGGAGACACUACUGCCACCUACCACUGACAACCCCCAACCCCCACCUCACGGCUUCCCUCUUUUGCGUCACCACCAGUCCUAAACCUCCAUUUCCUGAUUUGUCAGAACUUUUUUUCAACAAAACUAAAAAACACAUGCA
Equus quagga is the source of this 1683-nucleotide messenger RNA. RefSeq names its product spliceosome RNA helicase DDX39B-like. Bases 1034 to 1537 code for a protein of 167 amino acids. NCBI's taxonomy places the organism in Eukaryota, Metazoa, Chordata, Mammalia, Perissodactyla, Equidae. The transcript is spliced from 4 exons. Gene Ontology annotation, molecular function: RNA helicase activity; RNA binding. The record is from RefSeq and is a predicted model, not a curated record. Gene Ontology annotation, biological process: mRNA splicing, via spliceosome; mRNA export from nucleus.